Molecule: messenger RNA, 1675 nt
Organism: Anastrepha obliqua
Lineage: Eukaryota; Metazoa; Arthropoda; Insecta; Diptera; Tephritidae
Product: lysM and putative peptidoglycan-binding domain-containing protein 4
Exons: 4
Coding region: 279-1121 (280 amino acids)
Source: RefSeq, a predicted model, not a curated record
AUAUAAUUAUAAUUACACGUAAAUGAAAACAACUUUUUGCAUUCUCAACGUUCGAAAAAAUAAUUUUAUUGCUUAUAUAUCAAGUGUAAAUAUUUGUUUUAUAAAUGCACCAAAAGGUGGUUUUUAAUAUUUUAGACAACUCGCCAAUGCAACAGUUCUCCAAAAAGUAAUUUAAUGAGUGGCCGAAAUUGUAAAAUUCAUUAACAACUUUUAUGCUUAUAAACAAGUGAGAUUGAACUUAUCACUUACGGCGUGUGAGUGAGAAAGAAACCUGUGCAAUGCGUAGGCAGCGAAAAAAUUAUAUAUCGGAUGAUACGAAUGCCCAUCAAUCUGCCAUCAUGUCUUAUAUGCCAUUAAAUAGGGAGGCGAAUGAUGAUGACUUUCUUCACAUGGAACGGAUGCCACGCUCUGCGAGUAUGAUAAAUGGGCAAACACAACGCUUUGGAAACACUAUUGAGGCAAAAGUGGAAGUGGGCGACACUUUGCAGGCAUUAGCACUACGAUUUCAUUGUUCUGUGGUAGAUAUCAAACGACUUAAUAAGAUUGACAAAGAUAAUGAAAUUUAUGCGAGAAAAGUGGUAAAAAUACCUGUAACACCACAUUCGGUAUUAUUGGAAACUCUACCAAUUGUCCACAAAAGUGGAAGCAAUAGUCCAACUCAAGCCGAACAUGAUUCUUUGGAGACAACUAUUAUGAAAAAUCCUUUGGAAGAUGCGAAAAUUGUGUUGGGAGAAAAGCUUAUCGUAGCUUCAGUAAAUUCUUCUAGCAGCAGCAAUCAAGGCAUAGUUGAUAUCAAUAACACAAUUUUAAAUUCAAAGUUGACGAGGAAGGAGAGCGCUUAUACGGACAAUGAAGCAAAUCAUUCGAAUGAUAAUGAUUCAGCAGCCCUGCUGGACGAUAUACUCAACGACGAUUUUGCCGAGACUCAUGUGCGGCCUAUACGCGGCCCAUCGUUAAGUGCUCUACAUUGGUCUGGUUCCGAUGGCGAUAUGACCUGGGUGUGUUUGUUUGUUGUAAUUCUGGCAUUGUGUUUUGCCAUCCCAUUGAUAGUUGUGAUAUUUUGGACACAUCCGCACAGUAACAGCAACAGCACCAAUAAUAAUACUUCAACAGCGAACUGACAAUUGAUUGGGUUGAUUGAUGGAUCGAUUGAGUGACAAAUCUCUAUAUUUGAAAAUUCGUAUGUUUAUUUUAAAUGUAUAUGAUAUUUAUAGUAUACAUGUACUUGAAGAUCCAAAAACCGGGGGCAGGACAAGGAUUGUACAUUGUGAUUUUUUGCACACAUUUUCAGAGUUAGCGAAUAAAGAAAAUCGUAUUCAUAGUUGGUAAUCGAAACAAUAAAAAAUAAUUUAAAAAAGUAUAUAACACUUAAAUAACAAUGUAGGAUGACAAAGUGAGGUGUAAAUUUGCAGAAGUGCCUUCUUUUUUUGAAAAGUCUUCAAUGUCUCAGGAUAUGUUUUAUUAUAAAAAUGUCGGGACAUGUUUAGUUUUCAUUUAAUUCUUUUAGAAAUAUUAUGCGCUUUUCUUUUUAUAAAUACUUACAAAUGUAAAUUAACAUCAUGGCUAAUUUUAGUAAAUUGUUAACCGAAACAAUUAUAUCUUCCAAAACUGUUUGUGAAUCAUGCUAAGAAAUAAAUAUUUAUGUGGUAAAAAACAAAUUUUCUAAAAAUAUAAA